Messenger RNA from Melitaea cinxia (Glanville fritillary), 1799 nucleotides. It is a transcript of the gene Nfs1, whose product is annotated as cysteine desulfurase, mitochondrial. The record is from RefSeq and is a predicted model, not a curated record. Gene Ontology annotation, biological process: [2Fe-2S] cluster assembly. Gene Ontology annotation, molecular function: cysteine desulfurase activity; pyridoxal phosphate binding. The coding region runs from base 87 to 1451 and encodes 454 amino acids. NCBI's taxonomy places the organism in Eukaryota, Metazoa, Arthropoda, Insecta, Lepidoptera, Nymphalidae. Gene Ontology annotation, cellular component: cytosol; mitochondrion; nucleus. The transcript has 8 exons.
CUUUCAAAUGUCAAAUUGAUGUCAAAGCAUAGUCGUAGUAAGAAGUUUAACAUUUAAGUAAAUUGGUUAAAAGAAAAAUAUCGAUAAUGUUUCGAGUUAUAAAAAAAUUUUCGCCGCUUGUAUCUAAAAAUUUCUUACAAAGAUGCCCCCAAAAACAAGACACAGUUUUUUUGUUUAUUCAAGGCAAUCGUUUCUUAUCAAAUUCAGUUUCUGAAAAAUUUGCUGUUAAGCACGUGGAUGUCGGUCGGGCAAUUUAUUUUGACGCACAAGCAACGACACCGGUUGACCCAAGAGUACUAGAUGCAAUGCUACCGUAUUUAGUCGGUUAUUAUGGUAACCCACAUUCUCGUACUCAUGCUUAUGGAUGGGAAAGUGAAGCAGGAGUUGAAAAAGCAAGAGAACAAGUGGCUAACCUUAUUGGCGCUGAUCCCAAAGAAAUAGUAUUUACCUCUGGAGCCACGGAAUCUAAUAACAUAUCUGUUAAAGGUGUAGCUCACUUCUAUGCUCCAAGAAAAAAGCAUAUUGUAACAACACAAAUUGAACAUAAAUGCGUACUUGACUCCUGUCGAGCGUUAGAAGGAGAAGGAUUCAAAAUAACUUAUUUACCAGUUGGUCAAAAUGGCAUUAUAAGCUUGAAGGAACUUGAGGAAGCACUAACACCUGAAACGAGCUUGGUUUCAAUAAUGACAAUUAAUAAUGAAAUUGGUGUCAAACAACCAAUUGCUGAAAUUGGAGCAAUAUGUAAGAAGAAAAAAAUAUUUUUCCAUACUGAUGCUGCACAAGCUGUUGGUAAAAUACCUUUAGAUGUAAACAGUAUGAAUAUUGAUCUCAUGUCAAUAUCAGGCCAUAAAAUUUACGGACCAAAAGGUGUUGGAGCUUUAUAUAUAAGGCGUAGACCAAGAGUUCGAGUAGAACCUCUUCAAAGUGGUGGAGGUCAGGAGAGAGGAAUGAGAAGCGGAACAGUACCUACACCUUUAGUUGUAGGCUUAGGUGCUGCUUGUGAAUUGGCACAGCGAGAAAUGGCUUAUGAUCAUGCAUGGAUGGAAAAAUUAGCAAAAAGGUUUCUGGAUAAAAUUUAUUCAAAAUUGACCCAUGUUAUUAGGAAUGGUGAUCCGGAACAGUCCUAUCCAGGAUGUAUUAAUGUAUCAUUUGCAUAUGUUGAAGGUGAAUCAUUAUUAAUGGCAUUAAAGGAUGUGGCUUUAUCAAGUGGCUCAGCAUGUACCUCAGCAUCUCUGGAACCCUCAUAUGUUUUAAGAGCUAUUGGAACAGAUGAAGAUCUCGCACAUAGUUCAAUAAGGUUUGGAUUGGGAAGAUUUACCACUGUAGAAGAAGUGGAUUAUACAGUUGAAAAGACAAUUCAACACGUAGAAAGACUCCGAGAAAUGAGCCCGCUAUGGGAGAUGGUUCAAGAAGGUGUUGACAUAAAAACAAUUCAAUGGUCGCAGCACUAGAGCUUUCAUUAUCAUCAUUAUGAUAUUAGAAAAAGCAUCACACACAAAAAAUUUAAAAUCAUUACACGAAUAACAAAGAUCUGGCAAAUAUAGUAUAAAAAUACUAUUUAUAGUAUUGUAAAAAAAUACUAUUUAUAUUCCAAAAUAAAUAAUGUCAAACAUAUUAGGCCUUAAAAAAAAAAUUAAAAAAUAAAUAAAUGUGAUAAUAAAAGUACUCACAUAAAUCUUUAAAUUGUUUGUUAAUUCUAUCUAUUUUCACUUAAAUAUUUCAUGCAGUGCUCUUAUUGUUAAAUUGAAGUAUUAUCUUAAAGACGAGUAGCAAAAACAUUGAUUUUCUUUAAAAGAAAA